Molecule: messenger RNA, 528 nt
Organism: Alternaria ethzedia
Lineage: Eukaryota; Fungi; Ascomycota; Dothideomycetes; Pleosporales; Pleosporaceae
Exons: 2
Coding region: 1-528 (175 amino acids)
Biological process (GO): ammonium transmembrane transport
Cellular component (GO): plasma membrane
Molecular function (GO): ammonium channel activity
Source: RefSeq, a predicted model, not a curated record
AUGGGCGCCAUCUCUGGACUCAUUAUGAUCACACCUUCGGCAGGUUUCAUUGAUCUACCAACAGCCUUCUUUUUCGGGGUGCUCGGUGCACUAUUCUGUCGUCAAGCGCUUCGCAUAAAGUUUAGCGACUUCGCUCGACGCUGGAGAUGGGUUGAUCACGGCGACACCUUUGCGACACAUUGCCUUGGUGGAAUUUUAGCAACGAUUUCGACAGGCUGCUUUGCUAGGAAAGAAGUCGCUGGAUAUGAUGGAGUCACAGAAAUUGUUGGUGGAGUAUUCUUCGAUGGGAACGUACGCCAGCUCGGUAUUCAGGUUGUGGAGGCUCUCGUCGGAUUUUCAUGGUCUUUCAUCGGAAGCUAUGUCGUGUACGCGCUCAUUGACUGUGUGCCGGGCUUCGAAGUGUUGGCUGAAGACAAGGACAUCAUUGCAGGCCUGGAUGCAAGCCAGAUGGACGAAGAAACGUUAUGGACCGAAACACAGAAGUACUAUCCCUAUGCCGAGCGCGAAGGCGAAUUGCAUCUCGAAUGA